Messenger RNA from Ipomoea triloba (trilobed morning glory), 1053 nucleotides. RefSeq names its product tuliposide A-converting enzyme 1, chloroplastic-like. The record is from RefSeq and is a predicted model, not a curated record. Bases 12 to 962 code for a protein of 316 amino acids. NCBI's taxonomy places the organism in Eukaryota, Viridiplantae, Streptophyta, Magnoliopsida, Solanales, Convolvulaceae. Gene Ontology annotation, molecular function: hydrolase activity. The transcript has a single exon.
GAAUUCUUGAAAUGCUCAUCAAUCCUCAGAGUUUACUGAACCACAAAAUGGCAUCCGUAAACGACGAAAUUGCCUUCCAAAUGUCGCCGUAUUUCACCCUCUACAAAGACGGCCGUAUUGAGAGAUUAAGGGGGCCGGAAAGUGCUCCGAAUUCCGACGAUCCAGACGCCGCCGUCUGGUCCAAGGACGUCGUUGUCGAGCCGGAAACCGGCGUCUCCGUCCGUCUAUUCCUCCCAAAACUCACCGACGCCGACAAGAAGCUCCCGCUCGUGAUAUACAUUCACGGCGGCGCUUUCGUCAUCGGUUCCGCUAGGUCAGAGGUGUUUCACAGCUUCAUCAGUUCGAUCGCGGAAAAGGCUAAGGUUAUUGCGGUGUCGGUGGAGUACAGGCUAGCACCAGAGCACGCUCUCCCGAUCGCCUACGACGAUUCCUGGCUAGCCUUUCAGUGGAUAAUGUCUCACAGCGACGGAUUAGGGCCGGAGCCAUGGCUGAACAAUCACGCCGAUUUCAGCAACAUUUUCCUCGGCGGAGAGAGCGCGGGCGCGAAUAUAGCUCACGAUGUCGCUAUUAGGGCUGGAAAUAGCGCGGAUUUCAAGGACGAUCGGAAGAUGUCGGGGCUAUUCCUAGUUCACCCGUUCUUUGGGGGAAAAGAUGAGGACAAGCUGUACAAGUUCCUGUGCCCUAGUAGCAGCGCCCGCGACGACGAUCCGCGGCUGAAUCCGGCGGCGGAUCCGAGGCUGGCGCAGAUGCCGUGCAAGAAGGUGGUGUUUCACGUGGCGGAGAACGACUUCCUGUUGGCGAGGGCCAAGGCGUACUACGAGGCGUUGAAGAGCAGCCCGUGGAAGGGAGAAGUGGAGAUUCUUGAGAUCGAAGGUGAAGGCCAUGGCUUUCACUUGAUAAAUCCAAGCCAUCCCAAGGCUGGAAUUGUCACUCAAGAUUUGGUUACUUUCUUCACUUCUUAGUUUUAAUUUUGUUACAGUCUGUACUGUAUUCUGAAUUCUUAUGAUGCAAUAAUAAUAAUAUCGGUCGGAGCUUUAACUUUGUUGUUGAAUA